AUGUUAAUGAGUACUCCGGAAAAGCCCCAAAUCUCCGAGAAAGAGUUGAAGAAAAUGUGGGACGAAUUCUACAUUGAAGCUCUUCGGAUACCGAACAUGUCUCAUCCAGAAGCUCCACGAGGUGGCAUGGAAAACGCUAAGGUGCUGGCAACAUGGGGCGAAAAACGCGAAGGCCCUUGCGUAAUGGCUGAGAAGCUGAUCCAGUCAUGGCGAACGUUAUAUUUCCCAACCGAUGCCUCUGGAGAAAGAAGUUACGCGUUUGUAGGUGCGCUAGCAAAUUUGGAAAGAGUGUUGCUCGAAUACGUAUUCGACCGCGUAUGCGCGCUGGGCUUCAAGCCGGUUUCUGUACCGGAUCUUGUGACAAAAGAAAUCACUGAAGCAUGUGGCGUGACUCAGCGUUCGCAAAAGGAUAUACAGUAUUCUCUACAAAAUGAGGAAAACGUCUCCCUCUCUGGUACAGCUGAAAUGGGUAUCUCUGCAUUAUUGAAGAAUCGUACAUUCGAAGAAGAGCAACUUCCGUUCCGAUUAGUAGCAGUGACUAGAUGCUAUCGUCCAGAAGUCAGCAACUCAGCCGCCGAGGCAAAGCUCUAUCGAGUUCACGAGUUUACCAAGGUUGAAAUGUACGUAGUGUGCACUCCGGAGCAGAGUGAAGGAGAACUGGAUUAUCUUGUGGAUAUUCAGAAAGGCACAUUCGAUUCUCUAGGCUUACACUGCAGACAAGUGGAUAUGCCAAGCGAAGAGCUGGGAGCACCAGCUGCACGAAAAGUGGACAUAGAAGCGUGGAUGCCUGGACGACAGCUCUUUGGAGAGGUGUCGUCUGCCAGUAACUGUACAGACUAUCAAUCAAGAAGGCUGGGCAUUCGGUAUAUUAAUAAGGCCGGUGAGAAGAAAUUCGUUCACACCUGCAAUGGUACAGCAGUAGCAUCGACAAGGACUCUUAUCAGUAUAUUGGAGACUUUCCAAACGGAAAAAAGAAGCAUAGACCUGCUUCCAGAUGUGCUCAGGAAACGAUUGAAAACAGUGCGACCACCUCCAUUGAAGUUCCAGCUAGCAAAGCCUUUAGCAUAG
Cooperia oncophora is the source of this 1068-nucleotide messenger RNA. The record is from the annotation of a GenBank genome assembly. Lineage: Eukaryota; Metazoa; Nematoda; Chromadorea; Rhabditida; Trichostrongylidae.